Messenger RNA from Chelonus insularis, 5540 nucleotides. It is a transcript of the gene Usp7, whose product is annotated as Ubiquitin-specific protease 7. The transcript is spliced from 16 exons. Gene Ontology annotation, biological process: regulation of protein stability; protein deubiquitination. Gene Ontology annotation, cellular component: nucleus; cytosol. The record is from RefSeq and is a predicted model, not a curated record. The coding region runs from base 1285 to 4623 and encodes 1112 amino acids. Gene Ontology annotation, molecular function: protein binding; cysteine-type deubiquitinase activity. NCBI's taxonomy places the organism in Eukaryota, Metazoa, Arthropoda, Insecta, Hymenoptera, Braconidae.
UUUUAAAAGUGUGGUAGCGAGCACACAGUAAUAAAAUUGUGUAAGUAGAAUGUGUAGUGAGGGGCGACUAAUCUCGCCAACGCCAUUUUGUUUAUUUUCACGUUGAGCUAAACGGAAUUUCAAGAUUCAUGAACAAAAUAAUUAAAGAUCGGUAUAGGAUUAUUGAGUUAAUAUUAAAUUGUGAUUCUUAAAACUAUUACAACUUGAAUGUGAUUAAAUUUUUAAAAUUACAAAGUCGUUAACGUGUGGUCUACUGCAACAAAGACAGUUAAGUCGUGUUAGAGAGGUCGUGGACGAAGAAUUUUCGGCGUCGUCUACGAAGUAAAAAAUAAUUAAUAGUCAACUUCAUAAAUACAGAUCAGAAUGUUAAUCAGUUAAAACAGAUAAAAGUUAAUAAAUUAAAUAAAAAUAUUGAUAUUGUCUUCAGAUGAAAACAUUAUUUGUGCGUGAUAGAGUUAAAGAAAGAAAGAUAGCGGAUUAGAAAAAGUAAGGCAAAACGUAGACGAGAAAAAAGAAAUAAAAGAACGGUUAGCAAAAAAACGUGGCGCCGGUGUGUUACAAUUAUUGCAACCAUAGUAGAAUUUAUCCAGAUUAUUGAUAGUUGAAAAGGAACCUAAGUAGAAUUAAAUAAUUAAAUAAUAAGUUAGACGCGUGUUAUCUACCGUUAUUGCGUGUUGUGUGCUUGCGCCUGCGGAAAUCUCAAACACAAAAUUUUUCUUGGCACCGGCACAAAAAUUAAAAUUAACAAAAUAAAAUAGAACUCUCACUAACAUAUUGGCGAUUGACCUUCCAUUUUCUUGAAGGAGCAACUGCGAAAAGAUACGUGCAUAAAUUUAAAUACAAUAAAACUACGAAAAAGACCAAAUUCUGGGGUGAAGUACAUGUUGUGGGCGUCCCCGGAGUCGGCGGGGGCAUAUCACAGUCGCAGAAAUUGGGCGAAUCGCAAGUAAGUACCAAACGUCGUCGUGCAGUAAAGCGACGUCGCCAGCGGGUCAUCAUAAUAGCAGCAGUGGUGACACGCUCGUUAAAACAAACGUUGUCAUCCUUGAUUAUCAACAGCAUCAUUACGAAAAUUACGAGCAACACCAACAACAGCAGCAGCAGCUCCAAUUAAACGAUAUUGAAUCAGACGAACAACAAGACCAUUUUGAACUACUAUCAACAAGUAAUAAAUCAACAAUUCUUCAGCUGGACAAAUCCAUUCUUUCUGAAGUUACCUCGACGACGCCUGUCGUCACCGAGGUUCAGUGCACCGACAAAACGACUAUCAACAUUAAUGUCGCGAUGAACAACCAAGAGGCUCGUAAAAAACUCAGGUUUAAGCGUGUACUAGCUAUGAACAAUUUUGAAGAUUUAAUGGAUACACAAGAAGAAAUUCCUAACGAUAUUGGAGUAGAUGUAAAUGAUUUACGACCACCUGCCAACGGAGAAUUGGAAUUUGAAUUAGCUGAUGUUGACAAUAUGUCUAGUUGUAUUGGAUUAGAUCAAGAUAUGGAUGAAGACGAAGCUAGAUCCGAAGCGACGUUUCGGUAUACAGUAGAAAAUGUAUCGAAAAUGAAAGAUUCCCAAUUAUCACCACCAUGUAUUGUUCGUAAUUUGCCAUGGAAGAUAAUGGUUAUGCCUCGGUCAAGUCAAACUCAAGAACGACAAACUCAACGAUCAUUAGGAUUUUUCCUUCAAUGCAAUGGAGAGAGUGAGUCAACAACUUGGAGUUGUUACGCAGUUGCAGAAUUACGUCUCCUUUCCUGUAAAGAGGGCCAAGAACCAUUCAGUCGAAAAAUUCAACAUCUUUUCUAUACUAAAGAAAAUGAUUGGGGAUUUAGUCAUUUUAUGCUUUGGCAAGAUGUACUGGAUCCAGAUAAAGGUUACAUCAAAGAUGAUUCUAUUACGUUAGAGGUUCAUGUGGUUGCAGAUGCACCUCACGGAGUUAGUUGGGAUAGUAAAAAGCAUACAGGAUAUGUGGGUCUUAAGAACCAAGGUGCAACAUGUUACAUGAACUCACUACUGCAAACGCUAUAUUUUACAAAUCAGCUAAGAAAAGCCGUUUACAAAAUGCCGACUGAGAGUGAUGACUCAAGCAAGAGUGUAGCACUAGCAUUGCAAAGAGUCUUUCAUGAACUACAAUUUUCUGAUAAACCUGUGGGAACAAAAAAAUUGACGAAAAGCUUUGGCUGGGAAACUUUAGAUUCGUUUAUGCAGCAUGACGUUCAAGAAUUUUUACGUGUGUUAUUGGACAAAUUAGAAAGUAAAAUGAAAGGUACAUGUGUAGAGGGGACAGUGCCAAAAUUAUUUGAAGGAAAAAUGGCAUCUUUUAUAAAAUGUAAAAAUAUUAAUUACACAUCUACUAGAGUUGAAACCUUUUAUGACAUUCAAUUAAAUAUAAAAGGCAAGAAAAAUAUUUAUGAAUCAUUCAGAGAUUAUGUGAGUACGGAAAUUCUUGAUGGAGAUAAUAAAUAUGAUGCGGGUGAACAUGGACUUCAAGAAGCCGAAAAAGGAGUCAUUUUUCAAUCAUUUCCGCCAGUUUUGCACUUACAUCUUAUGAGAUUUCAAUAUGAUCCUGUCACAGAUUGUUCUGUUAAAUUUAAUGAUAGAUUUGAAUUUUAUGAAAAAAUAACUCUUGGUGAUUAUUUACAAGCUGAAGAAGCAACCAAUGCUAAUUACACAUUACAUGCAGUUCUCGUACAUAGUGGUGAUAAUCACGGAGGUCAUUAUGUUGUUUUUAUUAAUCCUGCAGGUGAUGGAAAAUGGUGUAAAUUUGAUGACGAUGUAGUAUCACGAUGUACAAAACAAGAAGCAAUAGAACAUAAUUAUGGUGGUCAAGAUGAAGACAUAUCCAUGGCAGUGAAACAUUGUACAAAUGCUUAUAUGUUGGUUUACAUCCGUGAUUCAGAGUUGGAAAAUGUUCUUCAAGAAGUCAAAGAAGAGGACAUUCCUCAAGAGCUGGUGGAGAGGCUACAAGAGGAGAAGAGACUGGAAUAUAUCAGACGAAAGGAGAGGAAUGAUGCUCAUUUAUAUAUGACCGUCAAUGUUCUGCUUGAGGAUAGCUUUGACGGUCAUCAAGGCAACGAUCUCUACGAUCCAGAACGUGCACUAUAUCGCGUAUUUCGCAUUCGUAAACAGGCAACUCUUCAUGAAUUUCUAGAGUUGCUUAGUGAUAGUUUGAAAUAUCCCAUCGAACAAAUUAGGAUAUGGCCAUUCAGUUCACGUACUAAUCAAACAUGUAGACCAACUUUAAUCGAACCAGAAGCCGAUCUUCAAAAAAGUAUGGCUGCAUGUGCUGAACAGGCUAAUCCUUGGCCUGUCUUUGUGGAACUUGUUCCACCAGACUCUGGUCUUACAUCAUUGCCACCCUUUGAUAAAGAUACUGAUGUACUUUUAUUUUUCAAACUUUAUGAUCCAAAAAAUAAGAAAAUUCACUAUGCUGGACAUCACUAUAUGCCCGUUAAUGCUAAAGUUUUGGAACUUAUACCAAUUUUAAAUGAAAGAGCUGGCUUCCCUCAAGAUACAGAACUUGCACUUUAUGAAGAAAUAAAACCAAAUAUGGUUGAAAAGAUAGAAAAUAUGACAGAGCCUUUAGAGAAAGUACUUGAAGAAUUAAUGGAUGGUGAUAUUAUUGUUUUUCAAAAAGAAGAAAGAGACAAUGAAAUGUAUGAAUUACCUACUUGUCGUGAUUAUUUCAAAGAUUUAUUCUAUAGGGUAGAAGUAACAUUUUGCGAUAAAUCUAUACCAAACGAUCCAGGCUUCACAAUGGAGUUAUCUCAAAGAAUGACAUAUGAUCAAAUAGCAAAAGCUGUUGCACAGCGAGUAGGCACAGAUCCAUAUUUAUUACAGUUUUUUAGAUGUCAAAAUUAUAAAGACGUACCAGGACAAGCAUUAAAGUGUACAUUUGAUGGCACACUUAAAGAUUUAGUAGCUUAUUGUAAGCCCAAGACAAAAAAGAUAUUUUAUCUACAACUCAGUAUUCGAGUAAAUGAACUUGAAAAUAAAAAACAGUUUAAAUGUAUUUGGGUUGAACCUUCUUUGAAAGAAGAAAAAGAAAUUAUAUUGUAUCCAAAUAAAAAUGGUACUGUCGCAACACUUUUAGAAGAAGCAAAAAAACAAGUUGAAUUAUCUGAAAGUGGUUCAGGAAAAUUAAGGUUAUUAGAAAUAAAUGGCAGUAGAGUAGUACCUGGUCCUAAAGAAGAUACACCGUUAGAAAGUUUAACAACUAUUGGUCCCAAGGGAUAUAGAAUAGAAGAAAUACCCAAAGAUGAAGUGAAUCUUGCUGAAGAUGAAAUGCUAGUACCUGUAGCUCAUUUUCAUAAAGAUGUAUUUUCGCCAUUUGGAAUACCGUUUAUGUUUAAAAUUAAACAUGGCGAACCUUUUACUAAAGUUAAGGACAGGUUACUAAAAAAAUUGGGUGUUCAAGAGAAGGAAUUUGAAAAGUUUAAGUUCGCGAUCGUAUCAAUGGGGAAACCACAGUUUAUCACCGACGAAGCAGAUUACUUUAUCAAUCUUGCCGAAUUUCGCGUAAAUUCUGGUCAAGCGUUACAAAAACCUUGGUUGGGUUUGGAUCACGUUAAUAAGGCUCCGAAGCGUCCACGAAUCAACUACCUCGAAAAGGCUAUUAAGAUAUAUAAUUAAAUUGAUUGCCUGAGUAAACAAUUUUUUUCAAACAGCCACCUAUGUUAUGAUAUAAUUCUGUCAUAAAGACACGGUGCAUAUGUUAUUUUACGGAUUAAAGAAAAAAGAAAAAAAUUGAAUCAUACAAUAAUUUAAGUAGUAUGAGAGAAAAAUCACAAAUCUGAGCAUUAUACAUUAAGUAACGAUAAUGUGAGCACGAUUGAUAGCAACACACUAUCACUUUUAAUUGUUAAAUUAAAUUGCGAUCGUGAUUAUUAUCUCGUCAUAAUUACGUAAUUAUUAGAAGAAAACUUAAUAAAUAAUUGUAAAUUGGUAUAGAAGCCAACAACAAAAAUGGCGCGAUUGUUUUAAACUAUUCAUAGUGUUUUUGUCAAUACAAUGAAUGUUCGGACUAUUUUCAAUAUUUUCAGCAUUUAUUUCGUGAGUUACAUAUAACAUUAAUUACAAACAUUGAAUUUUAAUUUUUAACUUAAAUUUAAUUAAUUUUUUCUACUAAAUACACAUAAAUUACAUAAAUUAUGACAGAGCUUGCAAUAUUCGAAUGUGGCGGAUUCGGAUCUAAAAUAAAAUUAUUUUAUAUAAUUUAAAUUAAUUUAAAACUACAUUCAACUUGAAUAUAUAAUUCGAUAAUAUAUUAAUAUUACAUGAGGUAAAUUUCUAAAUAUCAUAAAUCACCGUGAAUAAUUCCAACUAAUUAAAGAAUAUGUUUUAUCUUAUAUCAAAUAAUGGUUUUUUUUUAGUGUAUAUUUAUAAAAUUAACAUAUCUAUAUUGAAAAUUAAGACUCUUGGUAUACUUUAAUGAUAUAAUCAUCGAUAUUUUAUCGUUAAUCAAUUUUCUUUACAUUAAUCAAACUGUGGUAAACAAAAAAAAAUAUUUCUUUUUGUUAAUAAAAUGUGGGUUUUUUUGACAAAUAAUA